Egretta garzetta (little egret) is the source of this 2726-nucleotide messenger RNA. Its product is annotated as aldo-keto reductase family 1 member D1. NCBI's taxonomy places the organism in Eukaryota, Metazoa, Chordata, Aves, Pelecaniformes, Ardeidae. Gene Ontology annotation, molecular function: aldose reductase (NADPH) activity. The transcript is spliced from 20 exons. The coding region runs from base 324 to 2204 and encodes 626 amino acids. Gene Ontology annotation, cellular component: cytosol. The record is from RefSeq and is a predicted model, not a curated record.
GAGGAGCGCUGCGGGGAAGGGAGGAGGCCUUGGGCCGGCCCUGGAGAACGGCCCUGGUGUUGGGGCCUCUGCUCUGCCAAGCUGUUGGGCUGAGCCCUGCCUGGGAGUGGGGUGGCAGAGGAACGGCUGGCUUUAGGCUCAGGAGCCUGUGCUCGAGAUGUGUAUGGACCCAAGACAGCCCUGGGGAAAGGCUCUGCUUAAAGCCCCCUUGUGUGUCUGUCUACCUUCUAGCUGCCUAAGGAGCAGUGAGUGAGAAUCCCAAAUCAAGAUGUACCAUACCCUUUUCCCUUCAGUCCCCCCCAGGUAAGGUGGAAGGUGCAGUGAUGGCUGCCAUUGAUGCUGGGUACCGCCACUUUGACUGUGCCUACGUGUACCAGAAUGAGAAGGAAAUUGGAGAAGGGAUUCAGCAGAAAAUCAAGGAAGGCGUUGUGAAACGAGAGGAGCUCUUCAUCGUCAGUAAACUAUGGUGCACCUUUCAUGAAAAACCUCUGGUGAAGGGAGCGUGCCAGAAGACUCUUGCUGACCUGAAACUGGAUUACCUGGAUCUCUACCUCAUGCACUGGCCUUUUGGUUUGAAGGCAGGGGAGGAGCUGUUUCCCACAGAUGACAAAGGCAUGUCUAUACCCAGCAACACAGAUAUUCUGCGUACAUGGGAGGCCAUGGAAGAGCUGGUGGAUGCUGGUCUGGUAAAAGCAAUUGGUAUCUCCAACUUUAACCGUGAGCAGACUGAAAGAAUCUUGAAGAAGCCAGGACUGAAGCACAAGCCUGCAAAUAACCAGAUUGAGUGUCAUCCAUACCUCACUCAGGAGAAGCUGAUCAACUACUGCCAAUCCAAAGGGAUCACUGUGACAGCAUACUGUCCCCUUGGACGCCCUGACAGGUCUAAGCCAGAGGAUCCUUCCCUUCUGGACGACCCCAAGAUCAAAGAGAUUGCAGCCAAGCACAACAAAACACCAGCACAGGUUCUCCUUCGCUUCCAGAUCCAGAGAAAUGUGAUUGCGAUUCCCAAGUCUGUCACACCACAGCGCAUUGUGGAGAACUUCAAGGUGUUUGACUUUGAAUUGACUAAAGAGGAGAUGGCAACCCUUCUCAGCUUAAACAGAAACUGGAGAAUCUGUGCAAUGGUCAUGUGCAAAAAUCACAAGGAGUACCCUUUCAAUGCAGAAUACUGGGCUAAGCCAGAGGAUCCUUCCCUUCUGGAUAACCCCAAGAUCAAAGAGAUUGCAGCCAAGCACAACAAAACAUCAGCACAGAUCCAGAGAAAUGUGACUGCGAUUCCCAAGCCUGUCAAACCACAGCACAUUGUGGAGAACAUCAAGUCUCCACCAGGGAAAGUAACAGCCGCAGUGAUGGCUGCUAUUGAUGCUGGGUACCGUCACUUUGAUUGUGCAUAUGUGUACCAAAAUGAAAAUGAAGUUGGGGAUGGCAUCCAGCAAAAAAUCAAGGAAGGUGUUGUGAAACGAGAGGAUCUCUUCAUUGUCAGUAAGCUAUGGUGUACGUUUCAUGACAAGCAUCUGGUGAAGGGAGGCUGCCAGAAGACUCUUGCUGCCCUGAAACUGGAUUACCUGGAUCUCUACCUCAUCCACUGGCCUCUUGGGUUUAAGGCAGGGGAGGAGCUGUUUCCCACAGAUGAGAAAGGCGUGUCAAUACCCAGCAACACAGAUAUUCUACAUACAUGGGAGGCCAUGGAAGAGCUGGUGGAUGCUGGUCUGGUAAAAGCCAUUGGUAUCUCCAACUUUAACCAUGAGCAGAUUGAAAGAAUCUUGAACAAGCCAGGACUGAAAUACAAGCCUGCAAAUAACCAGAUUGAAUGUCAUCCAUACCUUACCCAGGAGAAGCUCAUCAAGUACUGUCAAUCCAAAGGGAUCGCUGUGACAGCAUACAGUCCACUUGGCUCUCCUGACAGACCAUGGGCUAAGCCAGAGGAUCCCUCCCUUCUGGAUGACCCCAAGAUCAAAGAGAUUGCAGCCAAGCACAACAAAACACCAGCACAGGUUCUCAUUCGCUUCCACAUCCAGAGAAAUGUGGUUGUGAUUCCCAAGUCUGUCACACCACAGCGCAUUGUGGAGAACUUCAAGGUGUUUGACUUCGAAUUGACAAAAGAGGAGAUGGCAACUAUUCUCAGCUUUAAUAGAAACUGGAGAGUCUGUGCAAUGCUCACGUACAAAACUUACAAGGAGUACCCUUUCAAUGCAGAAUACUGAAGAUGGUUUCCUGCCUUUCUCCAGACUUCUCAGAUAUGCUUCUGCUGUUGCCUAUGAGUUACCUGCAUAGCUUUCUCACUGGAUCAGACCCCCUUUUUUGUUUUUUCUUUUUUCCCCCACAAAGAUGCAGUAUAUGUACUCUGUGACUUCCUGUUGUUUUCUUUUUUGGAAGAAGAAAAUGCUAAAAUGGUUCUGAAGAGCGCACUGUGUGGACUAGUAGAUUGUCUUUGCCAAACUGCAUGUCUGGAACUGGUAAGCAGAAAAGAUCGAGAAAAUUCGAACUAGCAGUUGCUUUUAUUUUGGAAUACUGUGAAUUGGAGCUAGUGACUAUUGUUGUCUGGAAGGACCAGGAUAUGGCAGAUUUUACAUAAUUAAUGUGAGGUCUGCUUUUUUCUGAUUACUUUUGGGUUUGGUUUUGUUUCUUUUUGUAACACUCCAUGCUUUUUUCUCUAAUUAGAAGUAAAAGUUGAUUUCUAAGUACAGCAGUCUCUACAUGGGUAGCUCUUUGAAAAGUGUAUAGGU